Molecule: messenger RNA, 1650 nt
Organism: Fusarium sp. VM40
Lineage: Eukaryota; Fungi; Ascomycota; Sordariomycetes; Hypocreales; Nectriaceae
Source: the annotation of a GenBank genome assembly
AUGCCUGCGCUUCUUGUCACAGACGCCGUCGCCUCAGCGCUCCAUGCGCGAAACGACACCGUUGAUGCAUUGCAGGUUAUUUGUGCGUGGCCUGUCUCUGGGCAAUACGGUACAGGUACACGCGUGCUCUACUAUGUUCUUAUCGCGGCCUGUCUUGUUGCGCGGAGAGAAGACUGGCUUGUAAAUCCUUGCUUGGCUGCCGCGUUGGUGCUCCCAGCUGUGGCUGCUAUCCACGGUAUUGUUUUGACGGCAAUGCAUAACCCUGAUGCUGUCGAUAUGGAUAUUUUUGGGGCUUUUCAAUUAUGUGCAAUCGGUAUUUUGGCAGCUCCUGUUACGGUCAUGCUGUCAAAGACAUACUUCAAUGAUCCUGGUAGGAAUACCAUCUUUCUCUGGACAUUCUUGCUCCUAAUAGGUUUACUGAGCAUGACCGUAGAGUUUUACCGGAUCAAAACCCAUCCUUGCACAGUCAACGCUUCAGGGCACCCAGUUUCGUCCAACGCAGCAGACUUCCAGUACAUCGAGGGAAACAACUGCAACCUGAUCUGCUCAGUACAAGAUGGUCCUUCUUCUCCCAUGCGAGGCGGGUCUGCCAAUAACAUCUACGUUAUUCCCGCACCGCACACGCUCACAUUCGGCACGGCUACCCUCCUUGCUGCUGCAUGCUGCAUCCAUGCCGUGCUGUGUCUGGUAUCCAUGUGGGAUAGAGUACUGGAGAUUAACUGGAAGAAACGUUUUGCUCGUAAGGAUGACGAUGUUGCAAGUGAAACAAGUGAGGACGGCGGUGCUAAUACCGGCGUUAUGAAGAAGGUCAAUCAGACGAUUGGUUUUUUUCUGCGUAUUCUCGCCAUUCCUGUAUUUGGAGGUGCCGGGCUGGGGAUUUUGAUUGUUGGGGAGAUUAAUUUCUUCAGUCCUCAAGUCGAUUACCAGACGGAGCCCAUGGCGAAUAUCGGUCAAUGGGCUCCAGUGACGGGUACUGCGAUGGCAAUGAUUGCAUCGCUCUACUUGCUAUUAGCCCGACAUGCAGACGAAGCGGGCAGUCCAUACGCCAUGCAUCAUUGCAAUUGCUCCCAUUGUCACAUCCAAGAUGGCUCACACCUGAGUCAGACUUCCCACGACAGCAAUCUCCCUUCCACGAGCCACCACGACACCACUUCAGCCGUUUCAGAUCCAGAUAUACGCAGGCAGCUAUCCCCUACCACAGGCGCACUUGACCCUCGCUCUUCAAUAUCCUCACGGAUGCGCGAGACAUACAUAGAAACCGCCCACACUCCCACGAGAAACCCCUACAGACAGAAGAUCGAGAACGCCUUCUUCCGCUUCGGCGAAAUGGUUGGCACCCCGGCUCGCGAUUUCAUCACCGAGCCUAAAGACCGCGACCCACAUCAUGUUGACAUCCCUAUGAUACCAGGAGAGGAGUUCCGUACUGAUCGUGUCUCUGCGGUCGAGAGGGAGCGAAGUCAACAUCAAGAGGAAGAGCACUCUCCUGCCAGGUCAAGGCCAGGUAGUUUUAUCGGCAGUGAUGCGUCUGUGCGUACUGUUGGACGCUGCACAUCGAUGCCCAUACCACCGCCACCACGAGCAGUGACGAGACCGAGAUCAAGUACUAGUCCUAGAAUAAGUUCACGUUCUCCAAAUCGUCGAUUGAGUUGA